Messenger RNA from Sycon ciliatum, 2040 nucleotides. Its product is annotated as tenascin-N-like. The record is from RefSeq and is a predicted model, not a curated record. Lineage: Eukaryota; Metazoa; Porifera; Calcarea; Leucosolenida; Sycettidae. The transcript is spliced from 7 exons. Bases 153 to 1604 code for a protein of 483 amino acids.
UGAAAAAGAGAGUGCGCAGUCCGUAGCCAUCCAUUCGGCGUGAACAGACCGAAAGGAAGGAUACCCUUCUUACCAACCUAUUAUUUAGUUGUUAGACACUGCUGAGCGCUUUACCAAUCUGGGCGCCUUGAACACAACUGCUGAGGACAAUCAUGGCAAGAUUGGAACUGGUUCUACUCGCUCUAAUAGUGAUCGGAAUUGCUUCAGCGCCAGUUCGAGGUGCCGUUUUGCGUCCUAUGCGCAGUGUCAUUCCCGAUACACAAGCGCCUGCAGCCAAUGGUACUUGUAUGGAGUCCUGGCUUCGGCUUCACGAUUCCACAUUGACCUUCUCUGAUGCUCAAGUGAAGGCAGAAGUUCUCGCCAGCUAUGCUACUCCGAUCGAUGAAGUGAAUGCGCACAGGCAGAGACCGGUCCUCUAUUCUUUCGUCUUCGGCGGAGCAUCGAAGUCUGAGAACUUUAUUCGCUGUAUUGGUCGCCUGCAGGAAAGAUGUCGUAGUGAAGCACCCUGUGGGGAUCACGGACAAUGCGUGUAUGGAACCGUUGGCAACACGGGUUAUAGGGAGUAUAUGUGCAAAUGCACGCCUGGUUACACUGGCAGGUUUUGCGAGCGAGAGGUUCUAACCUGCGCAAGGAGACCUUGCCGUAAUGGCGGCCGGUGUUUGGAGCAACCUUCCGGAACAUAUCGCUGCUCUUGCCCAGCCCUGUGGGGCGGACAGCAUUGCACCGAACAUCUAUGGGUGUCUAAGACCGAUCACAUGUCCUUGGUUGGUAGUGUGAUGGGCCUUGAAAAUGACAUCACUGCAAUCCAGACGGCGAUAAAAAUGAAAGCCGACAAGGACUGGCAAAGGACAGAGAUAUUCCUUAAAGGCAUGGAGCGCCGCCUUGCGAAGAAAAUCGACCAGCGGCUGGACGCCAUCGCCCUGAAUGUUUCAUUAACUGGAGAGAAGAUCAAGGCUUUGGCUGCAGGACUGGGUGGGAAUCCUGCACAACCAGAAUCUAGCCAGUGUCUACCGCAGAGCGCAGAUGAAAGCAGGUCACGGAUCGUCACGCACACCAUUGGCAAUACGUCGUUCCAAGCCCUCUGCAACAUGUCGAUCGAUGGCGGAGGAUGGACAGUGAUCAUUAGAUCUUUCGGACGGCACGCCACCUUCUGGAACCGCGACUGGGCUGCGUACAAGGCCGGCUUUGGCUAUCCUGGGGAUGAAUUCUGGCUGGGCAACGACAAUAUGCAUGUUCUGACCCAUAGCCAGCAGUAUGAAGUGCGCAUAGAUCUCGCCACACGAAACGCUAAACACUUCAUCAAGUACAGGUGGAUGAGACUUGCGGAUGAGAACGGCAAGUAUCAACUCUCCAUCAGCCGGCCAGUGGAGUUCUCGUUCCCGGUUCCCGCCGGACAAGGCCUGGACCAUCAUACUGUGCCAUUCUCCACCCGGGACCGGGAUAACGAUGUGUCUGGAGACAACUGCGCGGCGCGCUACAAGGCAGCAUGGUGGUACGUCAAUUGCUACUACGUGUUGCCACACGCCGAAUGGGACACGCGAUUUUCACCGAGCGUCACGGGGUUGACCUUUUUCGAAAUGAAAGUCAGGCCUAUCAUAACCUAAUUUCCCCAUAUAUGCGCAUAAUUCUUUCUUUGGAGCUCAUUCGAUGCUCUGAACUCUAUGCAGUUGCACGAAUCAUAUCAUUACAUAAUUCAGGAUCAUUGUGAUCCGCGUAAUCGUCUCAUGACAUUAUUAACUGAGUUUAAUAGCCUGCCCGAUUACUUGCAAAAGUGCUCGAUUUGUCAGGUCCGAAUAUUGGCCAAAUUGCAAUGAAACUCGGGGUAACGGCAAGUACCUCAGUCAAUUGCUAACAUGCGUAACUAGUUCAAGAUUUUGCCUUUUUCUCCCCUUGGUAUUUCAAGUGUAUCGAGUACAACUAAGACUUCAUAAAAUUCUCUUACACAUGUGCAAGUACAGACCUUUGAAGCAACCCUUAGACCCAAACUCCCAUUUUACAUUUUCACGUUUUGUUGUCAAAACAAAGUUCAAUCCCAGAGGA